Molecule: messenger RNA, 1095 nt
Organism: Trichoderma aggressivum f. europaeum
Lineage: Eukaryota; Fungi; Ascomycota; Sordariomycetes; Hypocreales; Hypocreaceae
Exons: 4
Coding region: 1-1095 (364 amino acids)
Biological process (GO): GDP-mannose biosynthetic process
Cellular component (GO): cytoplasm
Molecular function (GO): GTP binding; mannose-1-phosphate guanylyltransferase (GTP) activity
Source: RefSeq, a predicted model, not a curated record
AUGAAGGGACUUAUUCUUGUCGGUGGCUUUGGCACUCGCCUUCGCCCUCUCACCCUGACGCUCCCCAAGCCUCUCGUUGAGUUCUGCAACAAGCCCAUGAUUGUGCACCAGAUCGAGGCUCUCGUCGCCGCUGGCGUCACCGACAUUGUCCUCGCCGUCAACUACCGCCCAGAGAUUAUGGAAAAGUUCCUGGCCGAGUACGAGGCGAAAUACAACAUCAACAUUGAGUUUUCUGUGGAGUCGGAGCCCCUCGACACUGGCGGCCCCCUCAAGCUUGCUGAGGGCAUCCUCGCCAAGGACGACUCCCCCUUCUUCGUCCUCAACUCGGACGUCAUCUGCGACUAUCCCUUCAAGGAGCUCCUCGAGUACCACAAGAGCCACGGCGACGAGGGUACCAUUGUGGUCACCAAAGUGGAGGAGCCGUCCAAGUACGGCGUCGUUGUCCACAAGCCCAACCACCCAUCUCGCAUCGACCGCUUCGUCGAGAAGCCCGUCGAGUUCGUCGGCAACCGCAUCAACGCCGGCAUGUACAUCUUCAACACCUCCGUCCUGAAGCGCAUCGAGCUUCGCCCCACAUCCAUCGAGAAGGAGACCUUCCCCGCCAUGGUUGCCGACAACCAGCUGCACUCUUUCGACCUCGAGGGCUUCUGGAUGGACGUUGGUCAGCCCAAGGACUUCCUUAGCGGCACCUGCCUGUACCUGUCCUCUCUCACCAAGAAGGGCAGCAAGGAGCUCACCCCCCCUACUGAAUCCUACGUCCACGGUGGCAACGUCCUGAUUCACCCCUCUGCCAAGAUUGGAAAGAACUGCAGAAUAGGCCCCAACGUCACCAUUGGCCCAGACGUCGUCGUCGGUGACGGUGUUCGUCUGCAGCGAUGUGUGCUCCUGAGCGCCUCCAAGGUCAAGGACCACGCAUGGGUCAAGUCGACGAUUGUUGGCUGGAACAGCACCGUCGGCCGCUGGGCCCGUCUGGAGAACGUGACUGUUCUCGGUGACGAUGUGACCAUUGGCGACGAGAUCUACGUCAACGGUGGUAGCGUGCUGCCUCAUAAGUCCAUCAAGGCCAACGUGGACGUUCCCGCCAUCAUCAUGUGA